Molecule: messenger RNA, 2365 nt
Organism: Doryrhamphus excisus (bluestripe pipefish)
Lineage: Eukaryota; Metazoa; Chordata; Actinopteri; Syngnathiformes; Syngnathidae
Gene: mthfs
Product: 5,10-methenyltetrahydrofolate synthetase (5-formyltetrahydrofolate cyclo-ligase)
Biological process (GO): folic acid-containing compound biosynthetic process; tetrahydrofolate interconversion
Cellular component (GO): mitochondrion
Molecular function (GO): 5-formyltetrahydrofolate cyclo-ligase activity
Source: RefSeq, a predicted model, not a curated record
GCUAACUUUCAGCUCUUUAUUGAUACAAUCAAUUUAAAAGGUGCCAGUCUCGCUAGCUUGUUGAACAAUAUGGCUGCUCUUGUAUCCAAGGCGCCAUCUUUUGACAAAACCAUGUAACAAUAAUCAUUUUCACUUGAGCUUUCAAACAUUCAUUCAUUCAUUUUAUAUGAAUAUAGAAUAUAUAGCCAUAUAUAUAUAUAUAUAUAUAUAUAUAGUACUGUAGAACAAUAAACAGUCACAAUCACUGUUUCCCCAUAAAAUCGCACAGAUGUUCACUAGAGUCAAUCAAUCAAACUUUAUUUGUAGAGCACUUUUCAUACAUAGAAUGUAGCACAAAGUGCUUUACAUGUUAAAAAGAAAGACAACAACGAGACACAUAUACACAAGUAAGCAAGAAAGUAUUGUUAAAGGGGGCCUAUUGUGCAUUUUUUUCGGUAAUGAGUUGUGGACUCCUAUAGAGCAGCUACACAUGAUAACCAGCUCAAGUUUUAUAGUUCUUCCAGAAUCUGCACCUAUUCAACUGUAUUUCUUUGGAUUUUGUGGUUCCUGCAAAAGUUGUCCGUUUUAAUUUAUUGCAGGAGGUCAUUACUCAGUAUAACAGUGUGAUUCACUGUGAAUAAUAAACUCUUCACAUCGCAAUUUUGCACUCAAAACCUAGCUUCGUCCAAUGUUGCCUAAUUACCGUAAUUGGUAUUGAAAAUCCUGUUAAAUACAGCAUGUAUCAGUAUGUAAAGAGGCAUGAUAUAACAUCAUACACUAGGUGGCGGCAUACACCUUUAAGAUAUGGUUGUAGUCCGCCAAUCACCGAAGUAGAAGAAGAAGCAGAUGCGGAAGUAGAAGAACGGCAGACGUGAGGUCUACAGUGUGCGUCGUGACGUCGGUUGGAAGUUAAUAUUUACCGACAUGAACCGAUAAAGACGAAGACAAGCCAAGCAAACAAAAAAGCAGACUUUUGGAAGAAGAAGACACAAUGGCCACCAUGCGAGCUGCCAAACAAGCGCUAAGAAAGGAAAUAAAGCGACGGGUUGCGCCACUCAGUGAGCAGGAGAAACUGAGACAAUCUUCAGUUGUGUCCCAAAAACUCUUCAGACACCCAAAAUAUAUGGCGUGUCAACGUAUCGCGGUGUUCCUCAGCAUGGACGAUGAGGUGCGCACACAGCAAAUCAUCAGCGACGUGUUAGGAACGGGUAAAAGGUGCUUCAUCCCCAGAUAUGAGCAUGGCAGCAACCACAUGGACAUGUUGAAGCUCAACAGCCUGCAGGACAUGGCCACGCUACCUGUCACAUCCUGGAACAUCCAACAGCCUGACCACAACGACCACAGCAGAGAAGAAGCUUUGGCUGCAGGAGGUCUGGACCUCAUCUUGAUGCCAGGCCUCGGUUUUGACCUGUCUGGGAAGCGUCUGGGCCGAGGAAAGGGUUUCUACGACACUUACCUGGAGCGCUGCAGCAGACACCCCAAAGGCAAGCCCUACACCAUCGCCUUGGCCUUUAAAGAGCAGCUGUGUCAGGACAUCCCCGUUGAUGACAAUGACGUGCUCAUUGACGAGAUCCUGUACGAAGACGAGCAGUAAUUGCUCUUGGAUGCUUAUGGAAAGGAUUGCUGCAGGGAUUGAUGGCUGGCAAAUGGCAGGUGAUGUUUAAAUUCUACCUUGAUUUUGUAUGACAUUUCAGUGGCUAUCAAACACAUCAUGGGCAACCAAACGUUUAAAAAAACUCAGUUUUUUAAGGAUAUACAGUGUUUCCCACUUUGUGUGGAUUUCUAAUGCUUGCUGACUAUGCAGAGCUACAAUGCCAUCUACUGGAUGGAGUUGUAACAACAAUCCAUUCAGUCACAUCAUUGUAAUGUGAAUAAAUAACAUCAAUCAAAUGAAAGAAAAUCCUUCUGUGGUGAUCCAGAAUUAACAGUUAACUCUGAAUUAACAGUUAACUCUGAUAUGGUGUGGGGCUGUUAGCGCUCGUAAAGGGAUCACAGUUUCACAGAGUAUCCAUUGCAUUUUUGGCAAUGAUUGGCUGGAAUCUAAUCCAUGAUGUACCUUACCUCUCACUCAAAGUCAGCAGGGUUAGACUCCAGCUCCCCACAGACCCCAAUGAGGAAAAACACUUUUGAAAAUGAAUUGUAAUACACUCAAUUCAAUCCCAGACAUUUUUUUCAAAUACUGACCAUUUUUGAUGAUUUUGAGUGAUUAGAAGACAUACAGAAUAUUGUUUUGCAGGGCUAUAUAAAUAUGGUACCUACAAAAAGACACAUUCAACUCUCAUAUCUCAUCAGAAAAUGAGGUUUGUUUCAAUUUUUUCUUGUUCUUGAGUGAAAAAAUACAUUUCAGGCAUAACUUUCACUUUGACACAAAUGUAGUCAGUCAUUC